Trichobilharzia szidati is the source of this 3912-nucleotide messenger RNA. The record is from the annotation of a GenBank genome assembly. NCBI's taxonomy places the organism in Eukaryota, Metazoa, Platyhelminthes, Trematoda, Strigeidida, Schistosomatidae.
AUGUUUUCCUACUUGAGUAAAAAGAUUACUACGCAGAAUAAUAAGAAAUUAAAAUCAGUAUCAUGGAGUAAGGAACAUGGCUACAUUGCCUGUGGAGGAGAGGAUGGUCUACUGAAAAUUCUUAAGCUUGAAGUGCAAAAUGAUAAUAAACUAAAAGGUUUGGCUGCUCAAACAAAUUUGGUAAUGAAUCAGAACCUGAAAGGACACACAGGUGAUGUUCAGGUGAUUACAUGGAAUGAAAAGUUUAGAAAAAUUACAUCGUCUGAUCGGAAUGGUCUCAUAAUAGUUUGGAUACUUUACAAAGGAGCAUGGUAUGAAGAAAUGAUAAAUAACAGAAACAAAUCAUCUGUUCAGGAUAUGAAAUGGGACCCUGAAGGUCAGAGGAUUUGCAUAGUUUACGAAGAUGGGGCGGCUAUAGUUGGAUCUGUCGAUGGAAACAGGAUAUGGGGGAGGGAGUUGAAGUGUGGUAGCCUUACUUCAGUUGAAUGGUCACCAGACGGAAAUAUUCUGCUGUUUGGGCUGCUGACAGGAGAAGUCUGUGUUUACGACAGCUGUGGGAACUUCCUUUCAAAAGUAUCGAUGCACUGUUUGAACAACAUACAUGGAGCCAUUCGUCUUGUGGGUUUAGAAUGGUAUAAAGGACAGGUGACACGCUUACUACCAUCAUUAGUUGUAUGCUAUGAUGUUGGACGCUGUCAAAUAAUGAAAAACCACGAUGAUCCAGAUCCAGUUUUGUUAGACACAGGGAUUCAAAUAACAUGUUCAUGUUGGAAUGAAGAUGGAUCUAUGCUUGCUGUAGCCGGGACACAAAAGUGUAAUCAGGCUAGUUCAUCACCGAAUUCCAAAUCAAAUGAUCGUGAUGUAAAUGUUGUACAAUUCUAUAGUCCAUUAGGAGAUCAUUUACGUACAUUAUGUCUGCCUGGUAAAUGUUUAACUGCAUGUUCAUGGGAAGGCAAUAGCUCGUUAAGAUUAGCUUUAGCUGUCGAUUCAUUUGUAUACUUUGCUAAUUUACGUCCAUAUUAUAAAUGGGCAUAUAGUUCAACAACAAAUACAAUAAUUUAUAGUUAUUCACGUCAACAUACAUUUGAUAUGUCAGUUGUCUUUUGGAAUUUGAAAACUAACAAGACUAAAGUGAUUUCUGUUCGUCAUCUAAUUCAUAUUUGUGCUGCAGAAGAAUAUGUUUGUUUAGUCUGUAAACUGCACGAUUCUAGUCAAGGGGUUCUGUUGACAUUGUGCACAGCACUUGGUGUUGCAUUGGAAUCAAAACGUGUCCAAUUCGAACCAAUGCAAACAAUGAUGAGUGGAAAUCAAGUGAUUUUAAUCAAUAAAAGUUUUCUUUACGCUUGGCAAUAUUUUACGCCAAAACAAAUCCUUGAAUUAGGUUCAACAUUUACAACAACAACAACAGCAAUGACAUCAAUUCUACGUCAACGUGAUGGAAUCGAAAGACUGUAUCAUAUUGAUAAAAUUUCAAUGAAAUCAUUGUCGACAUCUUUAGAAGAUGACAUGCCUUCAUCAGUACUUCAGACAGGAAUCGAUUGGAGUAUACUAAAGCAAACUGAGACAUCUGAUCCAAUAUGUACACUGACCAUCAGUCAAUCAACUCGACGGUUAUUUAUUGCACGAGAGUCCGGAGUGAUACAAUUGCACAGGCUACCAGAUUUAUAUCUUGAAAUGAAAUUUCAAACAGAUGAUAAUCGUCCUUAUCGAAUAUACGUGAAUUGUGAUGCAACCUGUUUGGCUGUUAUCGAUGAGUCAGGAAUACUAAGGCUACAUUUAAUACCUGAUUCAUAUAACAAUCUACCUUCAUCGGUGAAAUUUCAGGAUAUUGACAAUUUUAUGCGUAAAGAUGUUUGGGAUGUUAAAUUUGAAGAAGAUAAUCCUCAUAUGUUUGCUAUAAUGGAAAAAACUCGAAUGUAUAUAUUCGAUGGUCUACAAGCGGAACCAGCUAUACAAACAUCUACUUUUCUUUAUGAAUUUAAAGAUUUAGAAGUUCAAGGUAUUCUACUAGAUGAACUGGUCAGUGCUACAGAUCAACCGAAUGAAGAAUUUCUAUUAAAGACGCCUAUAAAGAAAGUUAGAGAUUUUAAACAAAUACUCGAAAAAGAUGGUUUUGAGAAAGCUGCAGAAUUUAUCACUAACAAUCCACAUGUUAAAUUAAGGCGUUUAUUAAUUGAAGCUUGUUUAGAGAAACAAGACUUGGAUAUGGCCGAAUUACAAUUUGUACAUUUACAAGAAUACUCUGGAAUACAAUUUAUUAAAAAACUGAGAAAUAUUCAAUCAAAAUUAAUUAGAAAAGCUGAAAUUAGUGCUUACUUCAAAAGAUAUGAUGAAGCUGAAACGCUGUUACUGAAAAAUGAUCGUCCUGAUUUAGCUGUGGAGUUAAGAAAACGUCUGGGUGAUUGGUUUCGUGUAGCACAGUUAACUAAAGAUACUGGUAUCCUGGUAAAGGAUAUUGAACAAGCUGAAAUAUGGAAUGCUAUGGGUGAUCAUUUCUUCAGUCAAAUGUUAUGGGAUAAAGCAGCCAGUUACUAUCGGCAAGGAGAUGAUCUUAUUAAAUUUGCUGAAUGUUUAUACCAAUUGGAAGAUUAUCAGGCGAUUGAAAAACUCAUAGAAGAAAUGCCAGAAGGUCACAGCGCUUUAUACGAUUUCGGUUUAAGAUUUGCCAGCCUCGGUAUGAUACAACAAGCUGUGUUCGCAUUAUUAAAGUGUAAUCGUCGUAAAGAAGCAAUCGAUAUCUGCCUACGACUUAAUCAUUGGCGAGUAGCUUAUGAAUUAGCUAAACGUUUAGAUACACAAGACAAUGAAAACCACCAGCAGCAGCAUCAACAACAACAACAGCACCUAUACUUGAAACAACAACAACAACAACAGAAAAAGAUCGAUAACUCUUUAAGUCAAACAAUCAACCAUUUUAUUGAACAAGGUCGAGUUAUCCAAGCUGUUGAAUUAUACAAACGUGCCGGACGAUUUUUAGAAGCUUCUGAAUUACUGUAUAAGGAAGCACAAAAAGCCAAAUUAUCUCCGAAUGUACCACCGUUGCAUAUGAAGAAAUUAUACGUACUUAUCGGUUUAUUAAUGGAACAGUAUUAUGAACAAAGUAAACAACAGGUUUCUGUUAAACCAAGAAAUCCUACAUGUGGUGAAGGUGUAUUAAUGGCUAGCUCUGCACUCGCUGGACUUCUGUUAGCUGAACAAGAACAUACCUCAUUGAACUAUGAAGAUGUAAACCACUUGGAUACACAAAACAACAAAAAACAGAAUGGAAGUAUCUUCAACAAAGAAUCAGACAUCCUAGAGAACAGUGAAAUAACUAAAGGCAAUAGAAACAAAUUAUCAGCUGAAAAAGGUGAUACUUCAGGGAAGACAAAUAUCCAGUUGAUAACUAAAUCCACUGAAAUCAACCGACUUAUUGAUCAACCAUGGAGAGGCGCUGAAGCCUAUCAUUAUGCUAUGCUGGCUGAGAAGCAACUUUAUACUGGAUCAAUUAAUCGAGCGUUUAGAACUGCACAAUUAUUAAAAGAUUAUGAAGAUAUACUAGAUCCGUGUAAAAUUUAUAGUUUGAUUGCUCUGUGUUCCAUCUAUGCAAAAUGCUUUGCUACAUGUUCUAAAGCAUUUAUAAAAUUAGAAAAUUUAACAGAUAUCUCACAAAUGGAACAGAAUGCAAUAAAAGAAUUAGCUGUGGAUAUAUUUUCCAAAUAUCCACCUACAAAUGAACAACAGAACACAAUGGAAUUCCCUGAAAUGGAUUCAAUGUUAGAGAGUGAAACGAAAAUUCCUAUUUGUAUAGUCACCGGUCAACCCGUUACAGAUUAUCAAUUCUGGAUGUGUCCAACAUGUAAACAUUGUGCUUAUGAACAUGAAAUAACCAGACUACAGAAUUGUCCUUUAUGCCAUUUCCCUGUACAAUAA